AAUUUAUAAUUCAUAAUCCAUAUUGGUUGUUUUCAGCACAACUGCGCUGACAGAUCAAUUUUUAAUGUCAAAAAAAAUUCGUUGGGACAAAAUACGUAUUCUCACUGCAUGUAUAUAAUAUAUAUACUUGAUAUAUAAAGACGUUGCGUUAACUGACGUGACGUGUUAACUGUUUACUGACAAAAUAUCAUUGCUUUUUCCAACUGCAGCAAUAUGAGUGGAAAUGGAAUAGGUUUACCAUUUAAUUUUACGCCGAUAUGCAAGUGGAAUUUCAGCCACUUAUUCAAAGAUCUCGACAAAAACAAAUCGUUGGAGGAUAUCAUAGAAGAAAUAGAGGAAAAGUAUUCUUGCUUUCCACCUCCAAAAUGGCUUCUCGUUAUGCUCUUCUUUCUCUUCGUAUUGGGUAUUUUGUUUAACGGUUUUGUCUUGCUGACGUUUAUUCAGUUACCAAGAGUACGAACUUCUACCAAUAGUUUUGUCGUUAGUUUGACGGUAGCAGACACACUCAUGGUAAUCUUUAUUCCCGUUCUGUAUCUUCUUUUGUUUUACGAUAAGAUCGAGUAUGAAAUUGGUGAUGAACUUCGCUUUUUUUCCGGAAUUUUUUGUUCCAUGGUUUCGCUAACUAGCUUCGUUUGUAUCAGUGUGGACAGAAUGUUGGCCAUUACAAAGCCAUUUUAUCAUCGAACUUUACCGCGAUCGCGUUGUAUAAAGGCUAUUAUCUUUGUGUGGAUAUUUUGUAUUAUUACAACAUUACUUGAUUUUUCCGUAAGCCAAAUGGAGAGCGUUGAUGAAUUCAUCGUAACCUGUUUCAAUUUUUCUAUUGCAUUCGUUAUCCCUACGUUAAUUACAAUAAUUUGUUAUGUCGUCAUCGCAAGGAUUGUUCUUUAUAAGCGAAAUGGUGUUCUUCAAGAAGCAAAUCACAGCGGGAACAAUCGAAUGAUGCAGAAUAUCAGAAUAACAUGGAAAAUUUUGCUUGUAAUUUUGCCAGGUGUUGUAAUGUGGAGCGUGUACUGGGUCCCAGUAUUUAUCCACAAUGGAGAAGUUGAAUUCUCUUAUUCGUUCGAACAAAUGCGAGUUCUAAUUCCGAUUUUCGCAGCAGUUGUAAACCCUGUAAUAUUCAUUCUUCUUACACCGGAAUUUCGCAGUGGUCAUUUGAAGUCAAACUGCUGCCGAGGUCAAACUGAUUUGGGCAGAACAACUCAAUCGCGCGAACGUUAGCUAACACGAUAGUUUAGAGAAGAGUUGCCUUUCUUUGCAGGGACAACACGAAGUUGUACUUUGCGCGUUUGACCCUUUUACUCCUUUAUUAUUACAAUAAACCAUACAGCAGUCGCUAUAACCAUGCAUCCCGCGGCUCAGAUUGUUGACAAUUGAGCAUAAUUCCUGCCCAAUGAAGGUGCCCUUAAAAGCUAAAAAUACCAUUUCAGAAACAUGGCCAGGUUUUACGAAUUUACUGGGAAACAUGCCCAGAUCUACUUAUAGGCUGCUUAAACAGUCAGGCACCGGCGCUGUACUUAGUGUAGAAUCUUCCACUGCGCAUGACACUAAACUAACACUGCAUGGUGAUUGACAACUUUGAGACUUUCAUCCACCGGGACCCUGAUUUCUUUGUUAACAAAAAAUUGGUCAGUAUUAUGUGUUAUUGUCGUAAACCACGCCUUAUAUUAUUCCGUCGUUAUAUUUUUUUUAUAAUUCAUAUUAUCAUGGGAUAAUUUCCGGGCGGGCAUCUCAACCUUAACAGUCUGGUAACUUAGAUUGUGGACCGGCGGUGAAGAUCAAUUCAAGAAAAAAUAUUUCGUGACCGUAACAUGGAUUUUCACCAGUUUAUUGAACCACGAUCAGCAAGUUAUAUACGUGCAGUAACGAUAGUAACCACAAACACAACUGACGUAUAUAUAUAUAACAAAACUAUAUCAAGUCUCGUUGCAUAUAUAUGCAUGUAUA
Messenger RNA from Dendronephthya gigantea, 1944 nucleotides. Its product is annotated as rhodopsin-like. Bases 214 to 1218 code for a protein of 334 amino acids. The transcript is spliced from 2 exons. NCBI's taxonomy places the organism in Eukaryota, Metazoa, Cnidaria, Anthozoa, Malacalcyonacea, Nephtheidae. Gene Ontology annotation, molecular function: G protein-coupled receptor activity. Gene Ontology annotation, cellular component: membrane. Gene Ontology annotation, biological process: G protein-coupled receptor signaling pathway. The record is from RefSeq and is a predicted model, not a curated record.